UUUCUAGAUUCUCUCUUAAAUUGAAAAGUGUCUAUCCAAAUCAACCCAUCAUGCUUGGUUCAACAUGGAGGAGGAAGAAUUCUCGUCCCCUCUUGGGGGAUGAGGAGGGUGAUGCAUCAGGUGGUGCAUACCCCAAAGGUCCUCGCAUCCAAGUGUGUCAGAUUCCAUCAAAACUCUACCAAAUUGCUACCAUUGUACUCUUCGUGGGUGCUCUUCUCACUGCUCUUAAUAUCUAUGAGCUUCAUAAACUACAGAGACAGUCCCUGAAUUCCCAUCAACCAAAACCCUCAUUUGGGCCUGAGGCCAGUCACCAAAAAUCACCAGUGGUCUGGAUAGCAGGAAAGAAACUGGAAACAGGAUACCUGAAACAUGUUAUGGCGGUGUUUGAUCGCCUUGGGUUCUCAAGAGGCGACCCUGCUAGCCACUGGGAUGUUCUCUGGUCUCAUGAUUACCCUUUCCGCCAGUUCUAUGACAUCAUGCUCAACCUUCGCAAGGAUCAACGUGUCAAUCAUUUCCCCGGCUCUGGCUUCAUCACCAACAAACCAAAUCUAGCCACCUUGUCAAAUCAGUAUAUUCCAAAAGCAUUCAAAAUACCAGACCAAAGGGAAGAACUUCUGGAAUAUGCAAAAAAGAACCCAUCAAAAGAGUUUGUUCAGAAAAGCUCAAACCACAGAGGUAUCCAGAUAAAAAAAGUAGGUGAUCUAAAUUUAGAUGCUCGUGAUACCUUUGUGCAAGAGUACAUUGAUGAUCCUUUUCUCAUUGAUGGCCACAAAUUUGAUAUUGGUAUAUAUGUUAUCUUAACCUCUGUCAACCCCCUCCGAGUGUAUACUUUUGAAGAAGAUGCCCUCUUUCGAUUCUGUCGAGAUGAAUAUUAUCCUUUUGACAGUAAUAAUGUUAACAAAUAUGUUGUACGUGAUGAUUACUUGCCAAUAUGGGAAAUAUCUGCUAUUGAACCAUAUUAUACUAGUAAGGGAUUUGGAAUGAAACAAUCAUUCAAUGCUUAUAUGAUGAGUCAAAAGCAUGAUGUAGAUGCCAUAUGGUGGCAAAUCAAAGAAGCCAUUCAGACUGUGAUAAUGGCCAAAGAACCUGCCAUCAUUGAAGCAGCAUCCCGUUACCCAUCAUUUCGAAAUUUCUUUGAACUCAUGCGGUUUGACUUUGUACUAGAUAAGAAUUUGCAUGUGUUUCUGAUGGAGGCAAACAUGUCACCCAACUUGUCCAGUGGUCAUUUCCCAGGAAACAAGCUUCUCUAUGAGCAAGUGAUCUUCAAUGUACUCUGUUUGGCUGGUGUGGCUAGACGGGUACAUACGGAUUCCCUCUUGCCCCAAUCUGAUGAUGAGGAGAGUAUGCAAGUAGCAUUGAAGGAUAUCAUUGCAUUUCAUGAUGCCUGUGCUUCUUCAAAAUGCCAGGGCAAUUGCUCCAUUUCUGAAUGCUCUUAUUGCAGGCAGUGCUUGAAUGUUGAAGACAUUGAAGUGCUGAAAACAGCCUACUUAGAGCAUCAUAGUCGCCAUGGUAGUCGUCGCCUCAUUCCGGCCCCAAUGCACCAGGACCAAGCAUUCAAGCCAUUACCACUUAAGGGCUUGCUUCCACGAAAUAAGUGGAUGUAUGAGUGGUUUCGUGGAAAGUGCCUGGAAGAUGCCACCUGGUGUCUGUAAACAUCUGCAUUCAAAUUUCUUUCCAUCCUCACGUCUCUUUUUUUAUGCUAUCAUUUUCUCCUAUGAGGAAUGCAAUUGAUAACAAUACCUCAUGGUUGCCAUUUAGUGUGUGCUGGAAGAGGAUGAGUUCUCCUCACUUUGAAAACCAGCAAUAUAUAUAUGCUGGAUUUUACCCUGUCCUUGCAGGAGUAUGCUUGAUCAUGAUCAGAUAGGGUGUUGUCAGAUUUCUGUUAACAACUUGAGUUCUGCCUAUUCAUAUUUUGCUGCAAAGUUUGGAUUCUGUAACCCCAUAUUUCACAUGACUUCAUUCUUGAGUCAUUGGCAACUUGACAUCAAAUAAAUGAAUUCAGUAAAACUAUACUGUUAGCUUAUGUGCCUCAGCUCAAUACAUUUGUCACAUUGUGAUGCAAGCACUCACACCUAUGAACUUUUUGGCUUGCAUUUGUCUCAACAGGAGUGCAAUGAUUGGCAGUUCUUUAGAUUUUUUCAUCAAUGAGAUUGUCUUUCACAAUUAUAGGUUGUAUCAGUCAAAGCAAUGGCCUUGGGUAGUGGUGCUGACAUUUUCCUUCCAAGUUUUGCCCAACUUAAACUAUUCAAGUAUUCUAUUUUUGUCUGUCUUGGUCACAAUAGUACAGAAGUACUUGAAAUAAUAAAUAUAUUUACUAUCAGAGACAAUGACCAUGACAAAUACUCCUUGAGGUUAUUUUUGCUAAUGCAAAAGGACUUAUUAAAAGUUGGGCAUUGCUUCAUAGAUAUGACCUGAAAGGCUGAUAAACUCAUAUGAUCCUGGUAUUUGUGCCAAGAAUGCAUUGAAGUGAUCUUAGUCACAUCUGUUUUUGACAUCCUGAUGACUUCCCCAUUACCAAACUGCUAUUUACUAUCUUCUAGGACAGACAGAACUAGGUGUGUGCAUAUCCAGUUAGGGAAUCUCACCCAUGUACCUUUGUGACACAUUGAAUCUGUGUUCAUGUAAUGUCUGUGAUCUCUGUUCUUGUUGUUGUCUGUGAUAAUCAGAUUGCAUUGAAGAAGUCAGCCAUUCUCUUGACAUGCUGUGUGAAACAGGUUGUCAAAGCCUUGUCUGUAGGACUGUAUACAUACUUCGAAGAUCGGGUUGAAACUGUGUUCUCCUAGUCUGAUUGAAUAAUUUCAGUUACCCAUUUUACUUGUCAAGCAAUCAAUGUGCCUGUGGUCUGUCCAGAUCUAGAAGGGACUAUUCCAAACUGCAAAAUACAUAAAUUUUUUGCCAUACUCCUAAGAACCAAUCCUCUCCCUUGUGCUUCUCGGAUGCAGGGCCUGAGACAAAGGUGAGGCCAAGCUUUCACAUGCUUUGACAGGUUAAGAUAUGCCCUGUAUCUCCUCAUGCUCUCUGGGCCUGAGCAAGCUCUGCUUAUGUUAUACAGUAUUUUCAUGCAACUGAUGAAUUUAAUGCAUAAUUCAUUAUUAUGCUGGUUGGGAAUUUUGUGUCUGCAGAUUGCAUGCCAUGUUUGUCUUUCACAUAUGGAAAUAUUUAUAGAGAGAGAAGGCAUUUGAAGCUGAUACUCUUAAUUGUUCAAUUUGUGAGCACAUUCAUGUUCAAUCAUUUGAUGUUGCAUUGAGAGCAGAAUCUAAUUUUUUCAUAAACUGAUAAUGUUGUUCGAAAUUUUUAUGCAAAAAUAACUGUUGAAGGCCAUGAAAUCAAGAAAUUUUAAGUAUUGCAUGCCUUUGCUGCAAUCUGGGUAGAAUAUACUCUUCAAUCAUAUUUUAUGUAUGACAUUUUAAGAGAACUAUGUUUGCAUAUAAUCAUGUCAUCAUGCCUGUUACGUUCUUGGUGUGUGAAUAAAGUGCCACUGUGAAAAUGUAUCUGUGGUGAAUCUCCUAUGGAACAAAUUUGUUUUCUAUUUUUUUAAGAUGCCUAAAUUGUUUCUGCC
Molecule: messenger RNA, 3559 nt
Organism: Darwinula stevensoni
Lineage: Eukaryota; Metazoa; Arthropoda; Ostracoda; Podocopida; Darwinulidae
Source: the annotation of a GenBank genome assembly